UAUGGGGCUUGAAGUGCCUAGCAUGUUGCCAAGGAGCUGAGUAUCAACACAACUAAUCAAAACAACUACCGCACGGUAAAAUAUUGAAAAUGUCUCAGUUUCUAGGUCGCCGGGACUGUAUAGAAAGUCUCCAGAAAGAUCUCGCCGACAUCCAAGUUGCCAUUCUGGACGUACUUUCAACAACAGAUCAGGUGUGCUUUUACUCGUGGAAAUUCCCGCACAAAACGUCGAGUAAUCUGGAUUUGGAGCUGGAGCAAUAUGAUUAUAUGGACGGAGAGCACGAAUUUAACCAGCACUCUCACGUCGUUUUACUCGAGCUGGUGAUAGACAGAUUAUUACUUCUUCUUCAAGCCUCCAGUGCGUUUGUUGAGCAACUGAACACAAACAAGAAGCAGCAACAACACCAUGAGAAAGACAGCAUGUCAAUUGGUCUUGUUGUCAAAAAAUACUGGAGACAUUUAGUUGAGUGUGCAAACAUGAAGCUGGUGUGCAUGGAAAAUGAGUUUAAAACAGAUAUGUUGGAUUGUGAUGAAUGUGCAACUUCCAUCUCGUCACAAACGCACUUACGGAAUGACAGCAGCAUCCAUGACUUCUCUGCCUGGUCUUCAACAAGCUCCAUCAAGUUUUUGCCAGAGGACGAAGCACCCUCUAGCAUUAUUCACAGCGUCCACGACAAUCUCCAAGUGGACACCUGCUAUGGAAACUCCCAGACUGUUGAAUCAGCCUCUUCUCCCUGCAGUUCAUGUCAUGAAGUGCAGUUUACUAUUAAAAAGACAGGAAAUGCAUUGGUAGAACUUCUUCGAGGUGAGGGCCUGCCAUCCUCUUUACAGCAACUCUUAGUUGCUGUGGAGGACACCAUGGACAUGGGGCAAAUGUCAUCAAGUGAUGUUGCUCAGUGGGCCAACGAGCAGCUGAGAGAUAUGCGACGACUUGCAAAACAUGUACAGGAUGUCCGAAAUACAGUAGAUCCUCUUACAGACAAACUAGCAGCGGCAAAAGCAGAGCAGGACAAAUUACGACAUGACAUGGAAAGUGCAGAAAAGGAACUAAAGGGAGAAGAGGAAAAACAUAAAUCCACAGUUCUUCAGAUGGAACUUUUGUUGAAGCAAGCACAGGCGACCACGAAAGAAACAGAGGAAAGGUUAUCAGAGGAGUAUCAGCAACUUAGGACAGAAUAUUCAUCCCUGAAGAAAUGCAAUUCCAGUCUGCAAGAAAAAAUAACAAUACAGCAAGAUGGACUGCAAUCUCUUGUGUGUGAAAGAAAUGCUCUCCAGGAGAAAUUAAAGAUGUUGCACAUAGACAGAAAGGUAUGUUCAGAACUACAGCAGAGGAUCCAGCAGUUAGAAAGUCAAAUCUCUGUAACUGAACUACUCCUGGAGAAAGAGAAGGCCAAAUACCACAGUGCAUGUCAUCACCAGGAGUCAAUGGAAACAAAGCAAACAUCUUUGCUGCAGAGACUUCAUGCUGUCGAUGAAGAAUGCGAGGACCUGCAGAGGCAGUUGGGACAGAGGGAGGAAAGUGAGCUCAACCUCCACAAUCAACUUCAACAGAUGUCAGAGGAUAAUGAACAACUUCAGGGUAUUCGUUCACAGCUCCAAAGUGAGAAGCAGGCACUAGAAACACACUUAGACGGGUUCAAAGCCACUGUGACGGACCUGAAGGAACGUGUGAAAUCCUUUCAGGAGAGGGAGAGGUUGCUGGUGGCUUUCCCUGAGCUCAGCCCCCUGGCUCACACCCAACCACAGAGUACAGGGAACGUGCUUUUGGAUAUGGAGCAACAGAGACAGGCAAACAGCAUACGCAUUCGAAUCCUAGAGAAGGAGAAUGCUACUCUUCACAGCAGCCUGGUGAAAUUGAGGGAGAGAGCACAAGACAAUGCUGUUAAGGACAGCUCACCUCUGCAGACAUGUAGCCACUCUUUGGCUAGCACACUCGUGGAAAAACCACACCACCUUACACAGAUGCUAAGUAGUCCAUUCAGCAGGCAGACCAGCAGUGCUUCAUCGAUAGGAUAUAGUGACAGAGGAGGUAGCACAAGAGGCGCCUAUGGAAGGGAGUCGACUCAUGCAGCAGAUCGUGUCACUCCCUCCUGUGUGACCCUUCAAAACCUCCACCUUAACAUCAGGUCCACAGAUUUGGCACAAAAUAGCUCUUAUUUACUUCAAACCAGGAGGAUGAAACAGAAAAAGAAAUUAAAAUAAAUGGACCUUGAGACGAAACAAGACUCAGACAACAGAAAUGAAUCUCCUCCUGCUGUGCAGGGAGCCUCUCCACCUCAUCCAUUCAUCUUCUUCUACUUAGGUCAGGUCGCAGGGCAGCAGCCUAAGCAGAGAAGCACAGACUUGGCUGUUUCGUCCAGAUCCUCUCUGCCGAUUCUGUGACGUUCCCAGGCCUUUUGAGAGACGUCGUCUUUCCAACAUAUCCUGGGUCUUCCUCAAGGUCUCCUCCCAGUCGAAAGUGCCAUGAGCCCAGGGGGGCAUAUGAGAGUCAUCCUUAUCAGAUGAACCACCUCAUCUGGCAAUGGCUCUACUCUGAGUUUCUCCUGGAGGACAGUGCUUCUCACCUUGAGUUGUUAUUACAUCUUGUGUAAAUAUGACGUGUAAAUUGUAAUAUGUAAAUGACUUCACUGGAAUUAUUAAAUG
Messenger RNA from Doryrhamphus excisus (bluestripe pipefish), 2642 nucleotides. The record is from RefSeq and is a predicted model, not a curated record. Lineage: Eukaryota; Metazoa; Chordata; Actinopteri; Syngnathiformes; Syngnathidae.